Topomyia yanbarensis is the source of this 7702-nucleotide messenger RNA. Its product is annotated as SLIT-ROBO Rho GTPase-activating protein 1-like. Gene Ontology annotation, molecular function: protein binding. Gene Ontology annotation, cellular component: cytoplasm. The record is from RefSeq and is a predicted model, not a curated record. Gene Ontology annotation, biological process: negative regulation of cell migration; signal transduction. The coding region runs from base 2057 to 6190 and encodes 1377 amino acids. NCBI's taxonomy places the organism in Eukaryota, Metazoa, Arthropoda, Insecta, Diptera, Culicidae. The transcript is spliced from 14 exons.
AUAUCUGACUGUGAAGCUCGAAGCAUGUGUGAUACGCAACUGUCUUACGAAUAUUUGCUAAUUGUUCCAGUUUCAGUGCUCAGCAAUCAGCGUGCGAAAGGGGCAGCAAUGCUUCUGCUGCCAUAAGUCAAACGUCGGAAAGAGUGUGUGGAAAGUAGUAUAAACCGCACUAAUGAAAUAUGCUAAAUAGUAAUUUAUUAUCGAGGUGCUGUUUUUAGAUGUGCUGUGCUAAAAAUAUCUUCCUACCAGUGUGAAAAAUGUUAGCGUCGGUGUGUGAGAACGUGCGAAGCAGGAAAAACAAGUGUGCAGUAUAAACAAACAACCGGGCGGAGAGUGUGUAGACUCUGUUAGUGGCCUUUUAAGUAACAAAUCUCCCCGCCUUCUCUAUAGAGCAUUAGGGGCGAGUAAACAACGAAAAAAGUAAGAACGUUGAGCGCAAUUUUUUUUCCCGCGCACCUUUUAGAUGCCUGGCUACGGUGGAUUGCCGAAAGGGUUGUGUUGUGUUGGGAUUGGAAUGCAGGCAAACGCGUAUGGCAACUAAUCUGAGCUGGAGUUUUAAAACCGGAAUAUGCUGAAAAUUUCAGACAACAACAAGAACAACUUUUACCACCACCACCACAGUCAGACCCCGGCCAAGCUGCAUGCAUCCAUCCCCCGCCGCGUUUGUGCCUUCUCACCGUGUAAAUGUUUGUUCACGGCAUUCUUUUCCUAAUAGCCGAGAACUGACCACCAUAUUUGCGUAGGCACACGAAUAUACCACCUUAGAAACAUUCCCUGGCGUUUCUUAUAACGUGCGCGAAGUGCCACAACUAAUAGAAUUACAAGCCGCCCCCGUUCCCGCCACCACUUUCCCGCUCAGUGAAGAAGCAAUUCCCGCGUUCUUUGGCUCUGUCUUGUAGCGGGACACCAUCAGCAGGCGGCAGCAGGAGUCCUUCUCUUUCUGCGGCAGGGCUGGCAGCGCGCAUCGGCAGCAGCUGGGAAAACAACAACAACCAAAAUAAACAGAAACACAGUUUCAGCCCGAGUCGAGAGCUCACUUGGUUCCUUCUCACUCACUUACUAGUUCGCCGACCGUCGGACCGUUGGGACGCGUAUUCGUGAGAGCUUGGUUCAGCUUGGUUCGAGUAAGAGAUUAGAGUCUAAAGCCGGUGAACCGUAUCGUGUCGGUAGAUCGUAACAACAAGCAACCGGUGACCCUCGCGGGAGGAUUUUGUGACGGUGACGCUAGUGCUAGUUAGUGCAUGGUGGGUGUCGUCGUUGUCGUCUUCGAGCGUGUGAAAGCAACAGAGUCAUUUUAGCACGCGUCGUGAGCGGGGUCUAUUUGUGGCCGCAGUGUGGUACCUAUACACACGGAAUUACGUCAUCCCCUUAGAGUAGCUCUAGACGACCGGUCUACUGAUCCUAAUAUUUUGGACGGACAUCUGCCGCAGCUCUGUUGCGUCGCAGUGAAGUUUAUUCAACUCUCAUUUGGCCGGCCCAGAAGCUACUUAUACUGCGUACGUGUGAAUCUUAAAUGUCAGCUUGUACGUAACAAACACGGAACGGUCGUUGAUUCGUUUGCAUCUGUCGGCAACAUACAGGAUUUUUUUAUUGAUGACAUGUAAUAUCUGGUUCUUGAUACUUCAUGGGUCGUGAAUCUGUUGUAAUUUGAGAUUCUAUAAUUUGCUAUCUGGUGUUGUGAAAAAAGUUAUUGAUCGUGAUAAAAUUGAAAGUGGAAAUAUCCGAGCUUUUCUGUUGAAGCCGAAAAUAGUGUUUGUGUUUUCUAAACAAAUAUAUGCAUUCGAUAUGCCUAUAUAGGCGGCUGUUCAAAAGAAAGGCGAAAAGUAAUUCGGUUCUGUGUCGUGAAAAUUGUUUCGCAUCUGCAUGUGGAAGCUUGCUUUGAGUGGGAAUACAAUAGUGUGCGAUCAAGCCGAGUGAAGAUCCGUAAAUUUUUAGCCGAAAAAAAAUGAAAUAAGUCAUUUUGAAGUGUGCAUAAAUCCCUACUGAGUGCAUUGUUUGGUGUGUGGUUAAUUGGCAGUAAAAUUAUACGAGCCUCGGAGAACUGCAAUCAGGAACGAUGAACGGCGUUACGCUAAUGGACGAGAACGAUGUGGACAUCAAGAGUCCAAUACGACGGCUGGGAUCCACCCGUAAACUUAACCUAUUUAACAACAUCCGACAACAGCUCAACGAGCAGCUCAAGUUUCUCGAUGUACGCAUGGAAUCGCAGAUAUCGCUGAUCCAGGAAUUGCAAGACUUCUUCCGGCGGCGCGGUGAGGUGGAGCUGGAUUACAGCAAGAGUCUGGACAAACUGGCCAAAAGCUUGCAAUUACGACACAAGGAACAGCGACAGAAACGCGAACAGUGGCCCAUGUUUUCGUCGUACUCGUGCUGGCAGCAGCUGGUUAACCAGACCAAGUCCCUGUCCAGGGACCACGCGGCACUAUCGGAGAUCUACUCGGUGCAUCUCGUAGCCCGGUUGCAGUCCGUCUGGGAUGAUGUGCAGCGAAUAUACAGAAAGUGUCGCGAAAUCGGCUUCGAAACACACGUCGAGAUCCUGCGCAUCCUGCAGGAGCUUCACACCAACAUGAAAACCUAUCACACAUACCAAACCGAGGCCAAAGAGGCCGAAAAGAAACUCCGAGCGGCGGAAAACCAACGCAUGAAGCUGCAGCAGAGCGUUCCGAAAGAGAAACUAGAACGCAGCAAAAAGUAUCGGCUAAUCGAGAAAGAGGUACUCAAACGUAAGAACAAAUACACCGACGCAAGACUGAAGGCCCUGAAGGCGAAAAACGAGUACCAGCUGUGUUUGGAAGCAUCCAACACCACAAUCCACAAGUAUUUCGUCGAAGAUUUGAGCGAUCUAAUUGAUUGCAUGGAUCUUGGAUUCCACUCCGUUGUCUCCCGGGCGCUACUGAUGCACGUUUCCGCUGAUCAGGGCCGCUGCCGGGCUGUACUGAACAACACCGACACCCUUUCGCACAUCAUCAACUCGAUGGACAGCCGAGCCGAUAAGCAGAAGUUCCUUGAGCAGCACAGUGCAGCGUUUAUGAUUCCCAAACGGCUCGAGUUCCAGGGCCAGGAGGACGAUAUCGAACCGGAGCUACAGAAGGCUCUCCACCAAGAGAUGGAAUCUCGGUUAGUUCAGCUGGAGCAGAGGGUCAACAAUCUUCGUAUGGAGUCGGAGGAAAUCUGGAAGACGCUGGAAACGGCGGAAAUUAAUCUGUUGGAUAUACUAAACACAAAGGACUACGACUGUAGUACUUCGUUUGGAGAUGGUGCGAUAACUUUCCCGAAAACGGAAAAUACAGCGCUCAAGCUAAGGUCGGACAAAAACGAAAUUGAAGAAUUUUACAUCACGAAAAUUCGAGAAUACAUUCUCGCCACAUCACGAAUAGCAAGGCUUGACUCGAAGGCGGAAUUCCUGCGGAAUGCAUUAACCAAGGACUCGGCUAUCAAGGCGGACACAUUGACCAAAUCGAACGUACCGAAGCGGAAACGCAUCGGUCGAAUGAAUAAAUCCGGUCGACCGAAAUUGUUCGGAGGCUCUCUGGAGGAGUACCUAGAAGUUGCUGGGGAGGAAAUUCCACUCAUCCUGCGAAGCUGCAUUCGGGUCAUUAAUUUGUAUGGACUUCACCACCAGGGAAUCUUCCGAGUGUCUGGAUCUCAAGUAGAAAUAAGUAACUUUAAGGAGGGUUUCGAGCGGGGCGACGAUCCGCUGGCCGACACUACCGAUGCUUCGGACAUCAACUCGGUGGCCGGGGUGCUGAAACUGUAUUUACGCGAACUUCGAGAACCACUGUUCCCGCUGAUCUAUUUCGAUCACUUUGUGACGCUGGCGCAACUCGAAUCUAAACACGAAAUUGUGCUGGGAAUUCGCAAAUUCUUCCAGAGUCUGCCAAAGCCAGUUGUCAUCGUGAUAAGAUAUCUGUUUGCGUUUUUGAACCACUUAUCGGAAUACUCGGACGAAAACAUGAUGGAUGCGUACAACUUGGCCAUCUGUUUUGGUCCUACGCUGAUGCCGGCACCGGAGGAUAAGGAUCAAGUGCAGUAUCAGAAUCAGGUCAACGAACUGAUAAAGAACAUAAUCGUGUAUCACGCCGAACUGUUCCCGAAGGAUCUCGUUGGGAUGCAGUACGAAAAGUUUAUUUCCUCCGAACCAUUUGAGGAUAUUGACGUGGGAGACUCACCAACCGAACAGGUCUCCGAAGAUCCUGACUCAGAGGUGUACCCCUCGGAAGACGAAUCCGAUACAUUUGAAGCAAUUGUACAGUUUGACUUCAAUGCACGAUCAGAGCGGGAGUUGUCGCUACGUAAAGGCGACAAUGUAAUACUGUACAAUCAGGUCUCCAAUGAUUGGUGGCGCGGAGCAGUUAACGGCAAGACCGGUCUAGUUCCGGAUAAAUACAUUUCGCUGAAGAUCAAAGACGAAGACCGCGACAAAAGCGAACACCUGAAAUCGUCCAGCUCGGAAGAAUCGGUCCGAAAGCGACGUCCCAGUGGUAACAUCUCAAUCAAUAGCCAGCUUUCGAUCUGCACCCAAAACUCGAACACACUCUCCAACAUAACCUGUGGUAGUGAUUACACCGGUUCGACCAUCAGUACCGCAACACCAGGAGGAGGAGGAGGGUGUGGAAGUGGCGGUGGAGGUAGCGUUGGCGGCGGCGGCCUUGGUGGUAAUGGGGUAACUCUCCCGGUCGGCUUGUUGCAAACUUCAAUGUCUUCCUCGCCCGGGCAUCCGCAGUACCAGACGAUUCAGCAGCAAAUUCAGCAGCAACAUCCGACUCCCAUCAACAAUCAGGUUACGCAUCAGCCGCCGCUUCCAACCGCUCAUCCCCUUAUAGGGGAUAAGUUGACCGAGCUGAAGGAUCCGGACUACAUUCACUACGACACGGUGGAUCUGAAGGCUUCGACAUACAGCUAUCACGAUGAGCCGCAUUCGUUUGAAAGCUCGGCAGAUUUCCUGGAGGACAUGAACCACUUUACAUUCGAGCCCCAGCAGAAACCAUCGGAACCGAUCUACGCCGAACCGACCAAAAUCACCGUCCAGCGGGAUAGCAAAUCUCCGGACGGUGGCGAAAGUAUCGGAGGAACCAGUUCCGUCAGCAACGACGAUCCCGAUGAUGCCGUCGAGUUCCGGUAUGCCCUCAGCGGAAUGGGAGAUCCACCCGAACAUACCAAAUCGUCGUUGAUGUUGAACCGGCGCAGUGAUACACUUCCAGUAGCGGCCCAAGGCAAGGGUCUGGGGGACGACAAAAAUCGUCACUCGGAUUCGGCUGCCGGAGCUGGAAGUCGGAACGUCGAUGAAAAUGGUGAGCCUAGACCAAUGAGAAAGUACCAUUCGAAAAGUUUCAGCUUGUCGGAGAACAAACUUAGCUUAGUAGCGGUCGGAUCGGGCUCGUCGGCUUUGAAUGUGUUCCAGCAGAAUCGAGAUUUGUGGCAGAAGCGCGCCGCACAGAGCUCUUAUCAAAAUUUGGCUACAUCGAGGAUUCUGAGUCGAAACCGGAUAGCCCCGGACUUGGUGAUGGAUUUACCGCCGGCCAUUGGCAAAGAUUGCACCGGAAGUAUCUCCCGGGAAUCGUUGGAUAGCGAGUUGGAAGAUAUGACGUCGGCGGAGCGGUUUGCGGCUCAGAAUCAAUGCACGUUGAAGAAAAAUGAACGAUUCUCGACGGAAUCGGUUGUAUACGAAAAUACCGGUAAAAAGGAAGUCAAGUUGGAUUUGAAAGGUGGUCCUCCGGUCGAUAAACCGAAGGCCGAGGUAAAACCACAGGAGAGCAGUCUUAAAACACCGACAUCGAUAGAUAUUCCGAAGAUUAUCGAAGAAGGAGGUUGCGUUAGGGUAGAGGAUGUCGCGGAAGGUAUUACCAAAAUCACAUCGGAUGAGGUUCUGCAUAUUGAAGAAUCUUCCGUUGAGGGCCACCCUGAAGGUCUUGCUGCACCUGCAAUCAAAGAGCUGGCCAAGAGUCCCAUUCCAGCGAGGAAUACUCAGAAAUUCGUCUCCCAAUUUGCUGAUCUUCACCUGACUGGUGGAUGUCUGGUGAAAGCUUCUGAGAACACAUCCGCAGCAGCGGUGACAGCCUUGGCACAGGAACAGCAGGCCAAAAGUUUGAGUUCGUUUAAACCGCAGGUUAAGGUCAAACCGCAUAUCCUGAAAAAGCCCCAGGUGCUUCCGCCGCACACGCCCGAAAUGUCACGGCGAUCGCAGGACUAGAAUCGACGGAUCGGACUUGGUUGCCGGUCCAAAACACUCAAUCUGUAAGUGAUAUACCAAAAAUAAGUAAACGAUAGUAAUGGAGGAGUUUAGCGCGAAAAUGAUGAGCUGAUAAGAUGAUCGUGGGAAUUUGAGCGACUGUGGGAAUUGUGGGAAAAACAGGGUCUGUCCCGGAUGAAUAAGAAACAGGGGGCGGUCACACGCUUACUAUUACAGUUUUAGCAGAGGAUUUUGAUCGAAUUUUUAAACGUACGAUGGUGGUAGCGAUUGAACAGUGAAAAACACCAAUAUAUUUCAAUGUAACAAUAAAUAUUAAUGUUUAAGACUGGAUCGGUACAAUAUACAAACUGGGAGAAGUCAGUACGAUCGAUAAUAAACGAGAAACCAGAACAGUAGCAGAUAGGAUGCUCUCGAAUUUGAGAAAUCGAAUUUCUAAGUCAGUAGAGGUACAGUUUUUAUGUGUAUUAUGAGCAGUAGAUUGUGACCAGGUUUUUAGUCCGGACGCGUAUUUAGUGAACGAACAUCACAAAAUAUUCUCUAGCGUAGAAGGAAUCGAUGAACCAUUAGCAACAGAAGGCCUCUCCAGUGAUUGAUGCGACAUCUGAAUUUUGAUAUUAGAAUUAGUUCAAGUUGUAAUUCCUAACACCCAUCAUACUUUUUUAACUAUCACUAAAAGCAUCGAAUUUUAUUAGACUAAGUUGAGCACUUAUCACACAAGAGGUGCAACAUAUGAAUCGGUUUUAGAAAAACAAAAUUAUUUUAAAUGUUUAACUUUUUCUCAGUUAAUCCUAUCGAUAGAUUUUAUGGUUUUGAUAUUGUGUUGGAAAAAGUCGAGAAAAAUACAAAGGAAUUAUUUUCCCCUACGGUCAAAACAUUCGCAACUUUUUUAUUUAAAUUAGAAAUUGUAAAAACCCGCCGAUUUUUAUUCCCAUUGUUUGAUUACAAUCUGAUUUUUGAACUACUCUCAACAUACAAUAAAUAAACAAAUAACUGUCUGAAUGCAACAUUAGCCACACAGUAGAGCAGCUACCGACAACAGAAAAAAUAAGCAAAAUAAAUAAACCAAUCAGCCAAAAAUAACUUGUUGUCCAACAGUAAAAGUAAUACUGCAAAAAGCAAUGAACCAUAUUCAGAAUGACGUAGAAAGUCAAGUAAAUAGUAUUCGAUACAAGGGAGCUAUCAAUCACUUCGGUGACUAAAUCAAAUGACGAAUAGUAUAAUACCAAUAAAAAGGAUAACAAACCAGCAUCAUGCAGCGGGCACUGUUCUCAGCUAUCAAAACUGAAAAAAAAAGAAACAAAAAUCAAGCAAAACAACGCAUAAAUUAGUCUCCAUCUGUUUUUAGCCAUCGUAAAAAGUUCCCUAAUCGCAUUCGACGCGUCCAUAAACUCAACUAUCCACUUAACACUACUAAAGCUAAACCUAGAAAACCAUUCAACCAUUUCAUAGCCAUUACCAUUUACCCACUUAUCCAUCAAAUGUUCCAGAAUAAAAGGAAAAUAUUAAAUCUAA